AUGUCUGAGCCACCUCCUACAAGUACCGUUCACGACAAGCACAAGACCUGGAUCUGUGAAGGGGACGGCAAAGGCACCGAGUGCAACACGUACAACGACGUCAACGACCUGAUGUGUCGAAAAUGUUACUAUGAAGUCGACGGUGAGAUACAGGUGAAGGCCGCGGAUGCUCACGAAAUGGAAACCGGGUAUCUCGACAGCUUCGAAAAUGGUGUAGCGAAAUGGCAAUACUAUUCCCAUUUUCUCAAGAGAGGUCCAAUUGUGGAGGAUGCGCCCGGUAACAAUGCGCCUGUACCCAGAGGCACGAUUCCCGGAUAG
Molecule: messenger RNA, 318 nt
Organism: Fusarium subglutinans
Lineage: Eukaryota; Fungi; Ascomycota; Sordariomycetes; Hypocreales; Nectriaceae
Exons: 1
Coding region: 1-318 (105 amino acids)
Source: RefSeq, a predicted model, not a curated record